CCCAGUCGCCUGCUUUGACAUUUCGUAUCUUGUUCCUGUGUGAGCUGGGGGAGGAAAGGAAGUGCUUGCCUAGGGUUUAGGAAGUGCUCAGUUCCUGGAGUCCGAGUGCUUGGGUGUUCCUGUGCGAAUACAGCCCAGACAGUGCAUUUUAUUGUUUGCACGGUUCAUCUCUCCUCUCGGAAAAAAAAAAAACACCCCGAAGAAAGAUGGCUGACGAUUUCGGUUUCUUCUCGUCCUCCGACAACGGAGCAGCCCCGGCCGAGGAGGACCCGGCGGCGGCGUUCUUAGCCCAGCAAGAGAGCGAGAUCGCCGGGAUUGAAAAUGACGAAGGCUUCGGGGCUCUGGAGGGGGCUGGCCAGCCGCUGCAGAGUUAUGAUAGCUUUGGAGGAGAAUCUGCUGCUACAGUAAAUGGUGAUUUGUUUCAGGAGACCAAUGGCCCCACUGACAGCUAUGCCGCCAUAGCACGAGUGGACCAGCAGAGGCAGGAGCCCGAGAGCCUACGCAAAUGGAGAGAAGAGCAGAAAGCCAGACUGGAGGAGCUAGACUCGGCGUCCCGGGCCGCAGAAACGGAGUGGAAAGAGAAGGCGAAGAAGGAGCUGGAAGACUGGCACGUGCGGCAGAACGAGCAGAUGGAGAAGAACAAGGCCAACAACAGGAUUGCUGAUAAGGCUUUCUACGAGCAGCCCAACGCUGAGGCGAUAGGCUACGUGGCAUCGGAAGAGGCCUUCCUGAAGGAAUGUGAUGAAGACUCCCCGGGAUCAGAGUGGGAGAGGGUCGCACGGCUCUGUGACUUCAACCCCAAGACCAACAAGCAGUCCAAGGACGUGUCCCGCAUGCGCUCUGUGCUCAUAUCCCUCAAACAGACGCCCUUGGUCCGCUAGGCCUGGGCUACAGUGUCUCACAUACCCCCCAGUCACACCCCUUUCCUCCUCCUGUAGUACGAGCUUUGCCACCCAUCGUCUGGAUCAAGGAAAGCCAAUCUGUUACAAGUUUUUUUUUCUUUCAAGCACCUUAACCUUUUGAUCCCUUCACUUAUGGAUGCAGUAUUCCCUUUUCUUGUCCCCCCCCCCUCCCAAUUUUCACGACUCGCUCCAUCUCCCCUUUCCCGAUCUAGUCUCCUUCAGCGUGAUUCUGUCGUGCUGUUUUGACCAUUGUAGAGAAAAAGCAGAGCGGUGACACUCCCUGUCUGGAAAUCCCUGUGCUCACAGAACAGCCAUCCGAUUCCGGGCGUCUUCUGGGACAGUAACAUUUUCAUCCAGGAGAUGGAGGUGUUGGACAAUAAAUUGAGGCAGAUUAUUUUUCUUUAUUUAAAUACAUCCUUUUCCACAGCAUUUUUGUUUUACUGUUCCUUGACCAGGUGCCUCUCCUUCACUUUUGAGAUACUUGUGGUUAAAAAGUCAAUUCCACAGGGUCCUGAUUAUUUGACUGAUGUACUGCAUCUAUAAGUGUUCUUUUUGCCACCAUUUUCCUCUCGUGUACUGGUUUCUUGUCUGUCAGAUUCACCAGUGCCAUACGCUGCUAUAGAUUCUCCCUUCUUUUGCCUUCCGCAGUAUCACUGGGAUUUGUGCUUUGCAACAGUAGGUUAAGUGGUGUAUUACUGUCUUCUGUUUAGUAGCGCAAGAUCACAUAAGAAAAAUAAUCUGUUUUUACAGAUUUAUCUGUGCCACAACCCCCCAUUCUGCUGUUUGCCAUUCCUUCACGAAGCUGACACUUCACACAAGUCCUUGCAUCAUGUGGUGCUUUGCUUUUAACCGGGUUUGCUGCUUAAAUAUAUAAGAAAACCAUCCAUUUAAUACUGUUUUCCAGGUGAUAAUGUUCAGAACAGGAGUGAAUUGUAAAGAUAUACCUCAGCUCUGCAAACAAUACUAGACAUUUGUUGGGUUUUUUUUGAGUCCUAACUUGAAGACGUCCUGAAAUGUGUACCUUGUCUGGGUUUCAGGGAGGGUAGCUCCUGGUGAUGAUUUAAAAAACUGUUAUAAGCUACUUCUCCGUAUACCUUAUUAAAAAUGAUCUUACAGUUGGAUGAAGCACUAAAUUGAGAUGUACUGCAUUACUGCAGAUGCACUGUCAUAGCAAAGACAUCCUAAAGAUGUAAAUCUUAAACCGCUGUAGUGUCACUCUAAAAACUUCAGUCCCCUUACCACCAUAAUGAGACUGCCCUUUCCAUGAUGAUUGUGCAGGCAGUUCAUAAUGUUACAUGCAGAGAGGCCAGCAACUGAGCUACAGGAUUUAAUGAGCAAGGCCUACUUUUAUUAACAGCAAAAGGUCAUUGUCCACCAUAGGGGGUCAGAAUACAUGAAAAUUAUUGUCUGUUGCUGGUUUCCCUGUUCUUGGUGCAUGCAUCGCCACUGUCUCUUUCACCAAAGCCUAAGAGAACUUACAGCUAAUUUUAACUUCUGGAACUUCUUUGAUUUCUUUGCAUCUGUUCUCUUGUAAGAGCUCAGCAUCUUAACACCUUAGCAUUUUGGUCGAAGGGCUUUAAAACUCACCUCAUUAUUAGGAAGUUGUGAAUAUCAGAGAAAACCUGGACCUUAAGAACAACCUCAGUGCCACCCUGCGCGUGCCAUAGUCUAAAACUCAGUUCUAGAGUGGCAUCGGUCUCAUUAUGACCUGGUGUCAGUCAAUAAGGUUACAAAUGAAAAGGUCUGGGCUGAUCGGAAACUGUCAAGUAUGGUUUAACUGUUUUUUUUAAUGUUCUGUUACAGAGUAUUGUGUGGCCUUUCCAGUAACCUCGCUCCUGUACUGCCAAAAUGUUAGUGCCUCUUAAAACCCCAAGAUCUCGGUUUCCUUUUUUUUCAGCAGAUAUGUCCUCUUCUCUCCCUUGUGUUAAGAAACAUCAGUUUCCAUUCACCUAAAUAUUCAGAGAAAUUACCUUCCACCUUGAGCUCUCGGCGGACUUUUUUGCUUGGGAAAUUGUUUUCCAGGGUCAGAUGGCAGGCACGCCCUUCCUCACACUCUCCAUUUUUAAUUCCAAUCCUUUUCCAGUUGCCAAAUGAAUGGAGAUUCUUAAUCGUUUUAGAGAACAUUUUUAGAGAAUUUUAUGAAAGGUUACAUACCGCUAAGGAAAAAAAGAUGAGAAGGGGUUAAUGAUUAUCAGAUGAAUACAUGUGGGGGUAUUUCUUGUUUCCAACAUGCAUACAAUACCUAAAACACCCUCAUCCAGCUAUGGCACAUCUGCUAAAGCCAACACAUAACAAGCAUCCUUCCCUUUACACCAGUCUUACUUAUGACAAGCUGUGCACUACCGCAUUCAGGCCUGCCACCAAGAAUUACACAAUUCCCCAGUCAGAAUGUUUCAAUUUGCACUACUCUUGUCAUCUCCUGAGUACGAACAAAGGAGAAAUUGUCGUCUGGAAUUCACAGUGGAUUCUCUGUAGGUUACUGUCUCACACUUUUGUUGCAUACAUGUAUAUUUGUGCAUGAAUAUAUAUGAUGUAGUUCGAAACAGUGCAUCUGUUUUAGAGGACAAGAAAAAUGUUACACUUGGAAUUGUUACUCCACUUCUGAAUAAAAAAAAUAAAGCUGAAUUGUAUAUUAA
Messenger RNA from Lepisosteus oculatus (spotted gar), 3538 nucleotides. RefSeq names its product clathrin, light chain B (gene cltb). Gene Ontology annotation, cellular component: clathrin coat of trans-Golgi network vesicle; synaptic vesicle membrane; plasma membrane. The record is from RefSeq and is a predicted model, not a curated record. Gene Ontology annotation, biological process: clathrin-dependent endocytosis; intracellular protein transport. Lineage: Eukaryota; Metazoa; Chordata; Actinopteri; Semionotiformes; Lepisosteidae. Gene Ontology annotation, molecular function: structural molecule activity; clathrin heavy chain binding.